Messenger RNA from Melozone crissalis (California towhee), 2574 nucleotides. RefSeq names its product periostin (gene POSTN). The transcript has 24 exons. The record is from RefSeq and is a predicted model, not a curated record. NCBI's taxonomy places the organism in Eukaryota, Metazoa, Chordata, Aves, Passeriformes, Passerellidae. The coding region runs from base 1 to 2574 and encodes 857 amino acids. Gene Ontology annotation, molecular function: protein binding.
AUGAAGAUCUUUUUCUUAUUCACCUUUUUGCCUUUUUUGUUGUCUGCUUUUGAACAAGCAGCUGCUUCUGCUCACUAUGACAAGAUUUUAACUCACAGUCGAAUAAGGGCACGCGACCAGGGCCCAAAUGUCUGUGCUCUUCAGCAAGUUAUGGGAACAAAAAAGAAAUACUUCAGCACUUGCAGAAACUGGUACCAGCAAUCCAUCUGUGGAAAGAAAGCAACUGUCCUAUAUGAGUGCUGUCCUGGCUAUAUGAAGAUGGAUGGUACAAGAGGAUGUCCUGCAGUUGCUCCAAUUGAUCAUGUAUAUGGUACCCUUGGUAUUGUGGGAGCUACCACCACACAGCGCUACUCUGACAUGUCAAAGCUGAGACAAGAGAUUGAGGGACGAGGAUCUUUCACUUUCUUUGCACCAAGCAAUGAAGCCUGGGACCAGUUAGAUUCAGAAACCCAUAGGAAUUUGGUUGACAAUGUAAAUAUUGAACUGUAUAAUUCUCUCCACCACCACAUGUUAAACAAGCGCAUGUUGACAAAAGAUCUUAAGAAUGGCAUGACCCUGGUGUCUAUGUAUAAUGGCCAGAAAUUGUUUAUUAACCAUUAUCCUAAUGGGGUUGUUACCGUUAACUGUGCCAGGAUCAUCCAUGGCAACCAAAUUGCUACCAAUGGUGUUGUCCAUGUCAUUGAUCGUGUCGUGACUUCUGUUGCAAAUACCAUUCAAGAUUUCAUUGAAUUUGAGGAUGAGCUUUCAUCAUUUAGAGCUCCUGCCAUUACAUCAGGUGUCAUGGAUAUUCUUGGAAGACCUGGUCAUUACACAAUCUUUGCUCCUACUAAUGAAGCUUUUGAGAAACUUCCAAGGGGAGUUUUAGAAAGAAUCAUGAGUGACAAGGUGGCCUCUGAAGCUCUUGUGAAGUUCCAUAUAUUAAAUACUCUCCAGUGCUCUGAAGCCAUCACAGGGGGAGCUGUCUAUGAAACCUUGGAAGGAAACACUGUUGAAGUUGGAUGUGAUGGUGAAAGUCUGACUGUGAAUGGAGUGAAAAUGGUGAAACGCAAAGAUAUUGUGAGAAGCAAUGGCGUUAUCCACCUCAUUGAUCAAGUGCUAAUUCCUGAUUCUGCCAAACAAGUCAUUGAGCUUGGGGGUGCUCAGCAGACUACAUUUACGGACCUGGUGGCACAGCUAGGGCUGGCAUCUUCUCUAAGGCCAGAAGGCCAAUACACUCUACUGGCACCUCUGAAUGGUGCUUUCUCAGAUGACACCUUAAGGCUGGAUCAACGUCUUCUUAAAAGAAUCCUGCAGAAUCACAUUAUAAAAGUGAAAAUUGGGCUCAAUGAACUGUACAAUGGGCAAGAGCUGGAAACAAUUGGAGGAAAACUACUUAGAGUCUUCGUGUAUCGCACAGCUGUAUGUAUUGAAAAUUCAUGCAUGGUCAGAGGAAGCAAAGAAGGAAGAAAUGGUUUUAUUCACAUCUUCAGACAGAUCAUCAAUCCAGCAGAAAAGACUUUGCAUGAAAUGCUGAGAAAUGAUAAGCGUUUUAGCAUUUUCCUCAGUCUGGUGAAAGCUGCAGAUUUGGAUGAUGUUCUGUCACAGCCUGGACAGUGGACUCUGUUUGUCCCAACUAAUGAUGCCUUUAAAGGUUUGACUGAUGAUGACAAGGACAUACUGAUAAGGGACAAAAACGCUCUCAGGAAUAUUCUUCUUUACCACUUGACACAAGGAGUUUUCAUUGGAAGUGGCUUUGAGCCUGGUGUAACAAAUAUUCUUAAAACCAUCCAAGGAGGCAAACUCUACUUGAAAACAGUAAAUGAUACUCUUCUGGUUAAUGAACUGAAAUCAAGAGAAUCUGAUCUCAUGGCAACAAAUGGUGUCAUUCAUGUCAUUGACAAACUCCUCUACCCAGCAGAACUGCCGGUUGGAAAUGAUCAGCUGCUCACCAUACUGAAGAAGUUGAUUAAAUACAUUCAAAUUAAGUUUGUUCGUGACAGUACCUUCAAAGAGAUUCCACUGACAUUUUACAAAAUUAACAUAAUUGAAAGCAACGUCCAGCCUAUCAUCACAAAGGAAGACCCAUCUAUCACACAGCUCACUAAAUUAAUUGAAGGGGAACCUGAGUUCAAAAUAGUCAGGGAAGGGGAGACAAUAACUAAAGUGAUUCAUGGAGAACCAAUUAUUAAAACAUACACCAAAAUCAUUGAUGGACGACCUGUGGAAGUGACAGAGAGAAAAGUAACAGAAGAAAGAAUUAUUCAAGGACCUGAAAUAAAAUAUACCAGAAUUACUGCAGGAGGUUCAGACAAUGAAGAGAAGUUAAAGAAAAUCCUUGAAGAAGAGGUUACCAAAGUGACCAAAUUUAUUGAAGGUGAUGGUCAUUUACUGGAAGAUGAAGAAAUCAAAAGACUUCUGCAGGGAGCUGGAACUGAGUACACCAAGGUUACUAAAGUAAUUGAGGGAGAGCCACACAUUAUCGAGAGAGAAAUCAAGAAAGUUCAUCUGGAAGACGCACCUGUACGGAAAGCACAACCAAACAGGAAGGCACAAGGAGGAGGAACAAGAAGGAGGACAAGACUAGAUCAUUCCUAA